UAUCCGGAAGUAAUAAACAUGCUGCCGAACUUGACAUCAUUGGUAACAGCCAGCUGGAAGCGAUAGCUGAAGGAAUCUCGUUGACACAUCGGACAACAAAAUACGCGGGACAGAGGAAGACUCGCUUGCACAGUUACAGAGACAAGAAGUGCACGACUUAUUUGUCAGGUUAUUUUUUGGGGGGGGCGAGUGACAAAAAUUGGAAACUAUAAUGAUGACAGUCCUGGGCAACGCCGGUCGCUUGAUCCAAUUUGCCAGGAGCAGUGUCAGCCUUUGCACAAGGACUCAUGCUACUGUUGCAGCUUUGGCCCAUAAUGUGACCCCAGAAACACAGGACAAUAGGAAACCCAAGACAGGCAUCUUGAUGCUAAACAUGGGAGGACCUGAGAAACUAGAAGAUGUACAUGAUUUCCUGUUGAGGCUCUUCAUGGACACAGACUUGAUGAAACUCCCAGUACAGAAUAAACUUGGCCCAUUCAUUGCCAAGCGCCGCACGCCCAAGAUCCAGGAGCAGUAUAGUAAGAUUGGAGGAGGCUCACCCAUCAAACGUUGGACCGCCAUGCAGGGAGAGGGCAUGGUGAAGCUGUUGGAUGAAAUGAGCCCUGAGACAGCCCCUCAUAAGUUCUACAUCGGUUUCCGGUAUGUCCACCCACUGACUGAAGAGGCCAUCGAGGAGAUGGAGAAAGACGGAGUGGACCGAGCUGUGGCAUUCACACAAUAUCCUCAGUAUAGCUGCUCAACCACAGGUAGCAGUUUAAACGCCAUUUACCGUUACUACAGAAGCAGAGGUGAGAGGCCAAAAAUGUGCUGGAGUGUCAUUGACCGUUGGCCUACUCACCCUCUUCUGGUGGAGUGUUUUGCAGAACACGUGAGUAAUGAGCUGCUGAAGUUUCCAGAAGAAAAGAGAGAUGAUGUAGUGAUUCUAUUCUCAGCACAUUCACUUCCCAUGGCUGUUGUAAACCGAGGCGAUCCAUACCCCCAGGAAGUGGGUGCUACAGUCCAGAGAGUUAUGGAGAGACUUGGACACUGUAACCCUUACAGACUAGUGUGGCAGUCCAGGGUGGGGCCCAUGGCGUGGCUCGGCCCCCAGACCGACGAGGUCAUUAAAGGGCUUUGUGAAAGGGGGAAAAAGAACAUCCUGCUCGUGCCAAUCGCCUUCACGUCCGACCACAUCGAGACUUUACACGAGCUGGAUAUUGAGUAUGGACAGGUGCUGGGUGAGGAGUGUGGUGUGGAGAACCUCAGAAGAGCAGAGUCGUUGAACGGGAAUCCUCUCUUUAUGAAGGCUCUGGCAGAACUGGUCCAGUCUCAUCUGAAGUCCAAUGAGCCAUGUUCCCGCCAGCUGACCCUGCGCUGCCCACUGUGCACCAAUCCCACCUGCGGCGAGACCAAGGCCUUUUUCGCCACCCAGAAACUGUCAUAGAACAUGUACGAAGACAAGCGUACACACACAAACGCACACACACACACACACACACACACACACACACACACACACACACACACACAAACACACAUUUGGGCUCUGCCCAUAAGGACUCUGGAGACAUCAUGCACUGUCCAAUGUGGAAAAACACAGAAUAAAGGAAGAGGCUUUCAUACAGACUUUCACCUUCUAAAGGAAACGUAUUAUCAGAGAAAGUGGUUGAAAUAAGCUUUAUUGGCAUCUCAUUUGUUUACACAGACACAAUUUAGUGAUCUCUUUGCCUAUUGGAAUUGGUGGGAAAGUUUGAAACGUGAUCACAUUAACAAAAAGUCAGCAAUUAUAAGAAUAUUUAACUAAAUUAAGGUUUGUGUAUAAAUAGAAGUAUUACUCUGCUUCAUCCCAUCAAAAAUAACAUGAAAGACAAUUUGAUUUGUAGUCACUUUUCUUUUUCUUGCCAAAGUUUAAUUCUUACAUUCCAUCAUCUCGGCCCCUCCCACCAACCUUUUUGUUUAUCUGACUGACUGCGGUCGGAGGAUUGUGCUUUUUCAAUUAUAGUGUGGACACUGGGUGGGGUUAAAGUGUAAAAGUGUUAAUGACAAUGAUGACUUUAAAAACAGCCUUGUCUCAAUUCUAGAGAUGAUUUUUUUCUAACUGCUGUUUAGCAUACCAUGUUUCGUAGCAGGUUGUUUCAAGGUUGACUCUGCUGAAAGCUGAGCAGUUCAUCCUUUACGUAGCCAUCAUUGAUGCGUCUUCAUCAGUUAUUAUGUUCAAAAGGGACAACUCUUGCUAACAAGAAAAUUCCUUCCUGUCUCUUUAGACCGGAAUGGAACAUGUAAAUCUCCCCCUAAAGAUAUUCAUUUGUUUUUUUUCCCCAUGUUUACAUUAUAAUGUGCCUUUUACACUUAGAGUUUAUUUUUUUUCCUAUUAUUUAGAGUUUUACAAAUGGUUUCUUUUGAGAAAAGUGAAUUUACCAAAUGACGUGCUUGACCAUUCACCGAUUGAUAGCUAUGGUUUCGCUCUAAAACGAGAUUUCAAUCUCAAUGUGCUUGGUUCAUUUAAGGAUAAGAAGAUCACAAGGGACAUUGAAGGGGAGAUGAGAAUAUCACAAGUUCCAUGUUAGAUUCUUGUCAAAAUUGGCACUACUGGUAUUUGGUAUCAACCAUCUCCCCCUUUAAAUGCAUCCAAAAUCCCACUUUGUAACAAAAAAUCUCUCCGCAUAAUUCACAGAUGCUUGUGCUUCCAAAUAAUAAGGUAAGGGAUAAGGUUGCAAAAAAAGUCCCUCAACACUCUUAUGUACAUCCAUAGCUGAGGUUGCAUGAAAUGUCAACCUGAAUAUUAUUAUUGACGUGUACAAGGUUUUCACAGUGUUUGUGUACCGCUAAUUACAAACACGGUCAGGAUAAGCUAUGCGCUAAAUAUGCUAAGGUCAAUGCAAAACAAUACAGUUUUAAGUUAUAGCCACAGGACAACACUUACCGCUUGACUGCAACGCACAAUUGGGGAGCGAAAAAAGCAGUGCAAACAGUUGAAUGAGGUUCCCUGCUGUUUGUACUUUAAGGCAAUAUCUGCUGCCAAAAGUUGAAUUUUUCUUGUGUGUUCAUCUGAAAAGUGCAUUUAGUAGAAUCACUUUAUAAUCCCCCCCCCCCUUUAUGUUUGAAUGUAUUUAUUUGCUUUUGAUUUAUUGUAUUACCUGUCUCUAUUGUUUAAAACAGAAAUUGAGUCAUGGAGUUUCAGCAUGUCUUCCUCUAUAGUCAAAUAAACGGCAAAACGUGAUACAUGAAAA
Molecule: messenger RNA, 3209 nt
Organism: Syngnathus acus (greater pipefish)
Lineage: Eukaryota; Metazoa; Chordata; Actinopteri; Syngnathiformes; Syngnathidae
Gene: fech
Product: ferrochelatase
Exons: 11
Coding region: 212-1423 (403 amino acids)
Biological process (GO): heme biosynthetic process
Molecular function (GO): protoporphyrin ferrochelatase activity
Source: RefSeq, a predicted model, not a curated record